Molecule: messenger RNA, 8782 nt
Organism: Mus musculus (house mouse)
Lineage: Eukaryota; Metazoa; Chordata; Mammalia; Rodentia; Muridae
Gene: Klhl24
Product: kelch-like 24
Exons: 8
Coding region: 860-2662 (600 amino acids)
Biological process (GO): intermediate filament organization; protein autoubiquitination; protein ubiquitination
Cellular component (GO): axon; cytoplasm; Cul3-RING ubiquitin ligase complex
Source: RefSeq, a predicted model, not a curated record
AUGUAAUAAAUAAAUCUUUUAAAAAAAAUUCCGUUUCUCCCUCUCAUUCACAGCAGGGACUUGUUUUGUAGUCCUGGCUGACCUGGAACUUGCUAUGUAAAUUAAAAUAGUCUCUAAUUCACAAUGAUCCUCCUGACUCAGCUUAUGGAGUGCUGGGGUUACAAAUGUUCACUCUCUUGUUUUGCUAGGCUUUUCAUUUUUAAAUAAAAAUGCAGUGAGUGUAUUGGGGGUGGGGGGAGCUACAAAAUGACAUUGUUUCCAUGUCAGGUCUAGUGAAGAGCAUAAGUCAAGCAAAGCCUUUUCAGUCAGUAAAAAUGCCAACCCUACAGUGUCUAAAAUUGAAUUUGGAUCUAGCAUUUGCUACCCUAGUGUCAGACAGUAGUAGGACUCUCAUUGGCUUUGGGCCUUACUAACUACUGAUAAAGAAUACUUACUUAGGUAGGACUAACCAUCACCUGACUUACCAAGACCCAAUAUUCUUCAUCAAGUGUACAGAUAAAUUAUUCUGCCUAAUGAAAGUAAAGAAAUGUACAAGAUAGUAUUCAUGUCCUAAUCUUAGCUUACUCUGAUUGUGGUAUUUUGGGUUUUUUGUUUUAAGUUGGUUACUCAUAUUUGUUUUUAAUAUCGACUUUUGAAUCUGCGUAAACUUGAGAAUGUACAAGUUCUCUUAAUGGAUGAUUGGAUCAGAACAGCAGUUAAAUAUAAUUGCUAUUCUAUGUACUACUCUAAAUCCUGGUGUGAAAAUUUAAAUAACACAAGUAUUUUGCCUGGGGCUUUGGUCAAACAAAUGCUGAGAAGUUACAUAAAGAAGAUCCCUAGGAGCCAUUUCUCAGCAAUUAUAUAGUCAACUGAUGUAACAAUGGUACUAAUAUUGGGACGCAGAUUAAACAGAGAGGAUCUUGGGGUGCGUGAUUCCCCAGCAACUAAGCGUAAAGUUUUUGAAAUGGACCCCAAAUCUCUGACAGGUCAUGAGUAUUUUGACUUCUCUUCAGGAUCAUCCCAUGCUGAAAACAUCCUCCAGAUAUUUAAUGAGUUCCGAGACAGCCGCUUAUUCACAGAUGUCAUUAUCUGUGUGGAAGGAAAAGAAUUCCCAUGCCAUCGAGCUGUCCUCUCAGCCUGCAGCAGCUACUUCAGAGCCAUGUUCUGUAACGACCACAGGGAGAGCCGAGAAAUGCUGGUUGAGAUCAAUGGCAUUUUAGCUGAAGCUAUGGAAUGCUUUCUGCAGUAUGUGUAUACUGGGAAGGUGAAGAUCACAACAGAGAAUGUCCAGUACCUCUUCGAAACCUCCAGCCUCUUUCAGAUUAGUGUUCUCCGUGAUGCUUGUGCCAAGUUCUUAGAGGAACAGCUUGAUCCUUGCAAUUGCCUAGGAAUCCAGCGCUUUGCCGACACCCACUCGCUCAAAACACUCUUCACAAAAUGCAAGACCUUUGCAUUACAGACUUUUGAGGAUGUGUCCCAGCAUGAAGAAUUUCUCGAGCUUGACAAAGAUGAACUUAUUGAUUAUAUCUGCAGUGAUGAACUUGUUAUUGGUAAAGAGGAGAUGGUUUUUGAGGCCGUCAUGCGCUGGGUCUACCGGGCGGUUGAUCUGCGAAGACCACUGUUACAUGAGCUCCUGACGCACGUCAGGCUUCCUCUCUUGCAUCCCAACUACUUUGUUCAGACAGUUGAAGUGGACCAGUUGAUCCAGAAUUCCCCCGAGUGUUAUCAGUUGCUGCACGAAGCAAGGCGGUACCACAUACUUGGCAAUGAAAUGAUGUCCCCAAGGACUAGGCCACGCAGGUCUACUGGCUAUUCAGAGGUGAUAGUUGUGGUUGGAGGCUGUGAACGAGUUGGAGGAUUUAAUCUUCCAUACACUGAGUGCUAUGAUCCAGUAACAGGAGAAUGGAAGUCCUUGGCCAAGCUUCCAGAAUUUACCAAAUCCGAGUAUGCAGUCUGUGCACUGAGGAAUGAUAUUCUUGUUUCAGGUGGAAGAAUCAACAGCCGUGAUGUCUGGAUUUAUAAUUCACAGUUAAAUAUCUGGAUCAGAGUUGCUUCUCUAAAUAAAGGCAGAUGGCGUCACAAAAUGGCUGUCCUUCUUGGUAAAGUGUAUGUUGUUGGCGGCUAUGAUGGGCAAAACAGGCUUAGCAGUGUGGAGUGUUACGAUUCCUUUUCAAAUCGUUGGACGGAAGUUGCUCCACUUAAGGAAGCAGUGAGCUCUCCUGCAGUGACAAGCUGUAUAGGAAAAUUGUUUGUGAUUGGUGGAGGACCUGAUGAUAAUACUUGUUCUGAUAAGGUCCAAUCUUAUGACCCAGAAACCAAUUCUUGGCUACUUCGUGCAGCUAUCCCUAUCGCCAAGAGGUGCAUCACAGCUGUCUCUUUAAACAACCUGAUCUACGUAGCUGGUGGGCUGACCAAGGCAGUGUAUUGUUACGAUCCCGUUGAAGACUACUGGAUGCAUGUACAAAACACAUUCAGCCGGCAGGAAAACUGUGGUAUGUCUGUUUGUAAUGGUAAAAUCUAUAUCCUGGGUGGAAGACGGGAAAAUGGAGAAGCCACAGAUACUAUUCUCUGUUACGAUCCUGCGACAAGUAUCAUCACAGGAGUGGCUGCAAUGCCCAGGCCAGUGUCCUACCACGGCUGUGUAACUAUUCAUAGAUACAAUGAGAAGUGCUUUAAGCUCUAACUAAACCCAGGAUACCUCACACAAGAAGCCAACGUCAAUCCAAGAGGAAAGUUUUUAAAACGACCACGUGAGAACUCAACUCCUUUGCAUAAAGAAAUAAAUAAUCCUGAUGCCUUUCUGACCCAAAAUUCCAAUAUUUCAAGCAGUCAUAAAUCCUUUCCUGUACUGGGGGUGGGAGGUUGGUUGAGUGAGACCAGUGCUCACCUUUACCCCAGCACUCAGAAGGCAGACUUCUAUACGUUUGAACCCAGCCUGGUCUACAUAACAAGUUCUAGGCCAGCAAAGGUUACACAAUAAGGCCUUGUCUUUUGAAAAAAAAAAGUCAUAAUUUGGCCUAUGAAUAUACUUUGGCAUUUUUGAAAUACUAUGUGGGGUAGGCAGUACUGCCCAGUGUAAACUUCAUAGGGAUUUGUGAACCAUUUUUCAGGAGUGUGUCCUGUUUUUGUCAAUUAUGUAGAGAGUAUUGCAUGAAUGAAGCUUUUUUUUUUUUUUUUUUUGGUUGAAUUGCCUGAUGUUAAGAAUGUUUAGAAUUCAUUGUGAGAGGAAGAAAUGAGUUUGUUUUGUUCAUUCGUUCACUUUAACAAUUUAUUUAACUUUGUGUACAUUGGUAGAAGGGGAUCAGAUCCCUUGGAACUGGAGUUACAGACAGUUGUGAACUGCCAUGUGGGUGCUGAGAACUGAACCCCGGUCCUUUGGAAGAACAGACAGUGCUCUUAACCACUGAGCCAUCUCUCAAGCCCCAAGAAAUGACUUUAUCCAUACUGGUUAAUUCUAUUGAAGGCUUUUUGGGGUUUUGUUUGGUGUUUUUUCUAAUUGUAAAAGUGUAGUGACAAUUCAGCUACCAUAAAAUACCAAAUUUUAUGACUUUAUAGACUAUUCUCUGAUAUUAAAUACUUUUUGUGAGUUGAUGUAGGAGAUGUAAAAGUAAGGAGAUUUAAAUUAUACAUUAGUCCCUAAGGAAAAAUUAAAAUUACUAUUGAAGAAAAAAAAAAUGUGAUCCACUUUGGUUCUCAGGGUAUUUAAUGACUCAUCUGUGCGUCCACUAAAGAAUUUCUUUCCUUUAAACUAACAUAGGAGUUGAAAUCCCUUUUACAGAGCAAGGCAGGUGUCUGUGUUCAGGAUCUGUUUCCCAGGCAUGGUAGUGCAGACCUGUAUCCAGGAUCUGGGAAGUGCAUCAAAAGAAACCAGAUGGGCUGAAGAGAUGGCUCAGUGUUUACGAACACUUCCUGCACUUGCAGAGAACCUAGGUUUGGUUCCCACCCUUAUCAGGUAGCUCACAAUUUCUGCAAUUCUAGUUCCAGGGAAUCGAACACCUUCUGUCCUCCCUGGGCAUCUACAAAUAUAUGGUGCACAUAAAUUCAUACAGGAACACGUGUAUAAAAGAAAUAUAUCUUAAGACAAAAUUGCAUUUGCAAUACUGCUGUAAGAAAAACAAGAACAGGUUUGCUCCUACCCAGCCUGACAGAGUUGGACCUAACUUGUGUGAUGCCUUGUGAGUGCCUCUCCGCUGCCUUGUGAGCAGUUAUUAGCCUAGGAGAGUUGUCUAAUUCCUUAAUAUCCUACAGCAGUGGGGCCUCUCACUUGUAACUCUGACCAGCAGCAGUUCCGGUCUCCAGAGAGAAAUCUCUUAUUUGGGAGAGCUCUUUUAUUUGUAUAAAAUACUGAUCAUCAUUUUCAGAUUUCUAUUAAAUUUUUCCCUCUAGGUUUUUUACCUCCAUUUUGUAAAGCUUAGCAGUUUGCAAAGGGAAAUGUGAAAUUUUUCUUAGACACAUAAGUGAAUACAGCAGGAAUUAGCACAACUAAUUAUUGUAACUUCCAGUGCCCUGGGCUGCAGCAGGUGACUUGCUGUGUAACUUCCCAGUCUCUCACUAUAAUAUACUCCUUGUCAAUGACAAUGGUGUCAAUCGAUUUCUGUUCAAAUUCAGGCAGUUAUCAGAAACCUAGCAUUGGCAAACAACUUUUUCCUCAUCUUAGGAUAAUACAAAUGUAUUUUAAGAGUCAUGCUUAGUUGGAAUCUAAAUUCUGAGAAAAAUGCUAAAAAAUACACUUAGGAAAUGGUUUUCAAGUCAUAAAUUAUAAGUGAUAUAGCUAUAGAAACAAUGCAGAAAAUCAUCUGUCAGGUGAGCAACAGAUGUAUGUAAAACUGAGGGUAUGUGUACUGUAAUUUUAUAGUAAGUAUCUGCAUUAUGCUUUUGUUAGAGAAUGGAAAUUGUUUAGUUCAGAAAUUCUUAACAGUUAAGUGUGUGAACAAAAGUGUUUUAUAAAUGCUUAGGAUUCUACAAAUGAUAAUUGUUAUUCUCAUGUAUAUUUGUAAGAUCAUGUCCAUUCAUAAAUAUAUAUAAAAGACUUGGUCAAAGUAAAUUUGUAUUUUAGUAUUUUUGUCUGUUGUAAAAGUAUUAUCUACUUGUAUCUUAUAAUGUUUAUCUUUCAUAUAUUCUCAUGUUUAUUGCAGUAAAUUGGAAAAAAUCCUGAAAAUCAGAAUUUGUUCAAACAAAUUAAUUUUUAUGUUACAAAUUAUAUUAAAAGUUACCAGAAAGUACCUGAAUCCUAGAAAAUUAACUUUUAAAAGCUACCCAAUUGGUAUUUUAACUUCCUUUAAUUACUUACCUUUGCUAAUCCUUGAUAAAUAAUAGUGGUAAGCCCUGGUUUAAAAAAUAAUAAUUUUGCCGGGCAGUGGUGGCACACGCCUUUAAUACCAGCACUUGAGGGGCAGAGGCAGGCAAAUUUCUGAGUUCCAGGACAGCCAGGGCUACACAGAGAAACUAUGUCCUGAAAAAAAUAAUUAAUUUUAGGGUAUAAUAAAUGUAUUAAAAGGGCUAUAUCAACCAUCCUAGAGUCAGACUAUCUUCAUUCUGUUAUCCCAUAAUUGGCAGACUUUCUUUUGAUAGGUGAUGUUUAUAUGAGCCUCUAAGUUAGGAUGUGUGUGUGUUUAUAUGUAGAUAGUAUGAUGUGUACAUAUAUCACAAACACCCAAUGGUUUUUGCAGUUUAAUUAUCAGAAAUUUGUAUAAAUUAAAAAAUUAGUUGAUCAUAGACAAUUUGAUUACAUAAGACUAAAUUUGAACAUUUCUAGAGUACUCUUUAUUGUUGAGACAGGAUCUCUGUAGCCUGUGCUAGCCUCAAACUCUUAGCAAUUCUUUGCCUUCUGAGAGCUGCAGUUAGAAGAGGAAGCCAGGACCAUUUUCUAAAAUAAGCAUUUCAUCUGAAAGUGCAGAUCUGGUCUUAAGGAUCUGUGCACCUGUGUAACUACAGCGUUACAAGGCCAGGAAGCAGACCUGGAGAUCUGUGUAACGACAGUGUUACAAGGUCAGAAAGCAGACCUGGAGAUCUGUGUAACGACAGUGUUACAAGGCCAGGAAGCAGACCUGGAGAUCUGUGUAACGACAGUGUUACAAGGCCAGGAAGCAGACCUGGAGAUCUGUGUAACGACAGUGUUACAAGGCCAGGAAGCAGACCUGGAGAGAAGCGUGCAAACACCGCUUGUGGCUGUUCAGUUGGAAAGGUCAUAUGUUUUGUGAAUCAACAGGAAAUUACAGUUGGUUUUUGUGUACAUUUUCAUGAACUUGAAUCCUCCUCCAAGUCUUCUCCAUGUACUCCACAAGGUGGCCUGACUUCCUCCCUGUCUGCUGUACUCUCCCACACUGACUGACUGACAGGAAUUGGGUUCUCCACAGCCGUUUGUCAUAGAUGGGCGGUUGGGAUCCAGGUGUUUACUCCAUUGGAAUCAGGUUUUAAACGACCAAAUGCUCAGGGAGGGCAUUGGCUUGUCUGAGUCACCCAUCGGGUGUGCAAAGCACUCUCACCAUUUAGUUGAUGGCUCUAGACGGAUAUGUUUCAGAAAUUUCACUUCUAGCAGUGGUUAAACAUCCAUUCUGCUUGGAAAGAUGACAGUGCUUGGUGAGCCGGCACACUCUCCUGGUGAAUAUGAAUUGUUUCUGCAUCUGCUGUCAGACCCCCAUUUUGAAACUCAGGAAAGACAAAGGUGGGUUUUCUGCUUUUGUCAUUGUCCAACCCAGGUGUGUGCUGCUUUUUCCUGAUCUGACAGUAGAUUUUUAAAAAUCACUCUGAGAGCCCAUGCACAUACACGAAGAGAGAACGGGAGUUGGAUUAUUUGUGUGUGCCUUUAACGUCUUGAGAGGAUACAUCCUACAGACUUCAUGUGGUACCAAGAUAAUGUCCGGAAGCUUCCUGUGGACUGCCUCAUAGUCAACCCAAGACAUUACUAGUUAAAACGAUUUGGUCUUGCUGGAGUUAGUGGUACAGAGCUGAGUGUGGUGGCAAUGUCUGAUUCCAGUCCUUGGGAGAUGUGACAAGAAGAUCAGGAAAGUUCCAGGACAGCCAUGGCAACAGAGCCAGUUUGAGGUCAGAGUUGGCCACAUGAAUUCCCAUGUGAGAAACAGUAAUGGCAUUGAUUGGCAUUGUGUAGAAAGCUGGAAUGAUAUCAUUUCAUCCAUUAUUAUGUUCCAAACCACAUAACCAACAUGAAAAUUCACUGUAUCACGUAACCAGAAUGAAGCAGGUUCGCUGACCUGUGAUGCAAUAGAUUUGACUAGCUAAUUAUGCUUCUUGCCACAUCUAGUGCUAGGCAUCAAACAGCACUUCCAGGUGUAUAAACUAAUACCAGAGAUGUUUCAAAAUAUUUUAGACAUUUUAAAGUGUUUUAUUUGUAAGCGGGUUGCGAGAUGGCUCAGCGGUUAGGAGCAAGCACUAGCAAUUGCUGCUGUAGCAGAGGAUCUGGCUUGGGUUCCAAGCACCUUCAUUGUGGCUAACAAUUGUCUGUAACUCUAGUCACUGGGGUUCUACUACUCUCUGGCCUCUACAGGCACACAUGAUGCAUAUACAUGAUAUGCAAACUGUCAUAGUACAGGCAAAACAUACACAUAAAAAUAAGUAUCACGGGCUGGUGAGAUGGCUCAGUGGGUAAGAGCACCCGACUGCUCUUCUGAAGGUCCGGAGUUCAAAUCCCAGCAACCACAUGGUGGCUCACAACCAUCUGUAACGAGAUCUGACUCCCUCUUCUGGAGUGUCUGAGGACAGCUACAGUGUACUUACAUAUAACCAAUAAAUAAAUCUUUAAAAAAAAAUAAGUAUCACUAAAAUGUUGUAUGUGAGCCUUUUACAUGUGUGUGGUUGCCUUAAAUAUCAAACUUAUACAGUGCUAAAGGUGAUAGAACAUAGAAAGUGAAGUCAUAACUUCAUAUAUUGUUCCAAAGAAGUUUUGUUUUAAUGUUUGUGCCUUAAGCUACCCAGUGCCAUUUUAGUCUGAUAAACCUCAGUAUUGGUUUUUGAGGGUCUAGUUUUGUUUUAUUUUUUGAGUCCGGGCGAUAUAGAUCCAAGGCUUGCCUAAAACUCUGUUUUGCUGAAAAUGAUCUUGAACUCCAAUCAUUCUGUCAUAGCUCCCAAGUGCUUGGAUGAUAGCUUGUGCCACCAUGCUUGGCUGUGUGGGUUUCUGUGGUCUGGGUGGGUUGUUUGGUUGGUUCUUCAAUUGGUUGAUUUAAUGUAGCCCUGGCUAACCUGGAACUCAGUAUAUGACCAGGUUGACCUUGAGCUAGUGGCAAUUCUCCUGCCUCUGUCUGUGAGUGCUGAUGCUUUUGUGAAUACCAGCUGCCUGCUAGGCAGAAAGAGAAUGUUAACUGAGGUUGUUGCUUGGAGUUUUACAUUUUUAACUUUUGGUACCUAGGUGCUUUGUAAAAUACUCAGAUAAAUACCCACUGAGCUAUUUGGAAUAGUGAAGAGUAUGCGUAGUUAUUUCUGUUUGUCAUUAUAUUAGUAGUGCUGCUCCAGGCUUUUCCUUGAGAAAACACUUCCUCUUCAUCGCUCCCGCUCCUGCAGUGUGAGUCUCCAGAGCUAUCGAAGGCUUUCAGAACCGAACAAGUGUGCGUGCUUUUCUGUAACUUCCACACAGCCAUUGCCUAGAGUGAAUGCUCACAGUGAAGAAAGGAGUGUUCUCCAUGUCCUUGUUCUCCGUUCAGCAGUAGUACAGUAAUGUAGUACAGUAAUGCUUACAGUUUUGUUUAAUUGCACUUCCUCCAUAGUUUAAAUUUUUAAAAGUUGUAUCUAAUGUCUUUUAAACAUUACUUGACUAUAUGGUUACAUUAAAUUUUGUUUACCAAAAAUCUGA